Molecule: messenger RNA, 3282 nt
Organism: Eriocheir sinensis (Chinese mitten crab)
Lineage: Eukaryota; Metazoa; Arthropoda; Malacostraca; Decapoda; Varunidae
Product: kielin/chordin-like protein
Exons: 16
Coding region: 90-2423 (777 amino acids)
Molecular function (GO): protein binding
Source: RefSeq, a predicted model, not a curated record
UACCAGUUUGACGGGGUUGCGGUGAGGACGUCGUGGGUGGAAGUUCUUGAAUUGUGACUUUUGUGGCUCCCGUCGGUUUCUCCACGGUGAUGGCGCGGCCUGGCGUGUGGGAUCCGUGCUGGGUUUUCGGUGUUCUGCUGGUGGCGGUGACUGUGGGGCCGUGUAUUGUUGCAGCCCAAGAUCCCCCAAACCCCCUGUGCCCAAAUCAAGGGGGAAGGCAGUGCUGUCGGUUCCCAAUGUUCUCGCCUGAGUUCGACGAGUGCUGCACAGAAGUCGGAUGCUGCCCGGUCGAGUGCACCGAAAUGCCCACCACCACCACCACUACGACCACCACGACCACCACUACGACCACGGGAGAGCCAUCGCCUGCCUGUGAGCGCGGCCGGUCGUGUUGCCGCUUUCCACCCGACAGCAUACAGUUUGCACGCUGCUUAGAGAGGCACCGCUGCCGCCCCGAGUGUGACCAGGUGUCCAGAGGCUGCUGCUACAACGGGAGUGUGCGGGCGUGGGGCAGCGUGGUGGAGGAGUUCGAGGAGGCGUGCGUGAACCUCGUGUGUGCCGCCCAGGAGAGAGACGAGCCGCCCUUCCUCGCCGCCCGACUGGUGCUGGUGAAGAGACGCGGGCAAGACUGUGACGACCACCUGUGCGAGUCUUGCCGCGACGCCGUAUGUGUGGACGCGACGGGGGCGAUGCGGCAGGUGGGGGAGGAAUUCCUUCUGGACGAUUGUAACCUGUGCACGUGCCUGGCGGGGGGACGGGUCGAGUGUCGCCGCCAGGAUAUGAACUGCCCGCCGCUGCCCACGAACACCCCGCCGCGCUGCCAGGUGGUGAAGGGCCCUUGCUGCUCCAUGCUCAACUGUUCCGUGGACCGCACCUGCCAGGACGCCAACAACCAGGUGCACGCCCUCUACGCCACCUGGAAGAGCGACCCUUGCACCAGCCACCAGUGCACGCUGGCGGGCAUCACCACCACGAGGCAGGAGUGUCCGGAGAAGCCCUACCCGAACUGUGUGCCGGCGGACGAGCUGGAGGAGGAGGAGGAAGAGGAAGAGGAAGAGGAGGAAGAAGAGGAAGAGGAGGAAGAUGACGAGAAUGGGGACGAGGAUGUAUGUUGCCCCGAGUGGAAGUGUGGGCCAGACUGCCGGCUGGUGAGGUGUUCAAACGUGCCCCCCGGACCAGACUGCACGGAGGUGUUCGAGCCUCUAGCCUGCUGCCCCGCGUGGAACUGCAGCGGGUGUGUGGACGACAGGGGUCAGUACCACGAGAUGGGCAGCUCCUGGCACCCGACGCCCUGCACCACGCUCACCUGCACUCCGCUGGGGGUCGUCAACACCACGGCGCCCUGCAAGCCCAAGCCGCACGAGGUCUGCAGCGAGGACACCACCAAGAAAGGCUGCUGCCCCGUGUACGACUGCGGAAUGUGUACGGACAAGGACUACAAGCUGUGGCCGAUGUUCAGCAAAUGGGAGGUGAGCCGCUGUGUCUUCAGGAAGUGCACGCCGUGGGGCAUCGUGACCGUCGAGCCGGAGUGUCCGCGCAGGCCACACAGGAACUGCUUCGAGGGGCAACUGGACAAGGAGUGUUGCCCGCAGUGGGAGUGUGGCCCCGACUGCACCCAUGUAGAGUGUGAGGACGCUCCCCAACGUGGCUGCAUCCCCCACGUCCUCCCCCUGGCCUGCUGCCCACAAUGGAACUGCAGCGUGUGUGUGGACGAGUAUGGCCGGCGGCGGGAGGCGGGGAGCAGCUGGCGCACAGACGACCCGUGCAUCAACAAGACAUGUACCGCGACAGGGGAGGUUGUGUCCGUGGCCUUCGCGUGUGCCCUCAGUGAACGGCCGCGCGAGGGCUGCUUCCCGUACACACCUGCGGGCGAGUGUUGUUCCAGGUGGAAUUGCAGCGGGUGUCUCGACGACUAUGGAAUCUUCCACAAGCUGUUCAAUGCGUGGAACACCGACCCGUGCACCAGCCACUUCUGCAACCCUUCCGGCAUCUAUACCCAAGUGGUCCGCUGCCCCACCCUGGGCCCUAUGCCGCACCCAAACUGUGUGGUGCAGGUACCGGACGGACAGUGCUGCGCCGAGUGGGUGUGCGGGGACGACUGCAGGCUGAUCUUCUGUGGGACGCCUCCUCACGGGGACUGCACCUCCCACCGCCCCCCAUUGGCCUGCUGCGACGAGUGGACCUGCGACGGCUGUACCGACGACGCGGGGAAGAGACGCAAGACUGGCGAUGUGUGGCUGGAGAACAACUGCCUGUUCAAACGGUGCACCAAGCAGGGCAUCACCACCACCAACUUCUGCGACCGAUACUACGCGUUUCAACGGAAGAAACGCGAUUAUGAACUUGCGAAUGGCGAGGCGGCGGCAUCAGGUGCGAUGGUAGACACUGCAACGGAACCCUCGAGUCCCUCAGUGGCGGCGUGAUGAUGUGGCGACUCUUCCUCCGCGCUGCUGGGUGCUCUAACGACAGACAAAUCCGUCCCUCGUGCAAGACUGUCCUCUGCCUUUACGCCACUCGCUCGGGACUGACUGACUGAUCGCCUUUCGUACCGUCUUGGGGAGGGUCCUGUCACUCACUCGCUCGCUCAAUUACUUGCUCGUUCUGUUGUGUGAAAGAAUGGAGUUUUAUUAUAGCAUAUAUUGUGUUCUGGAAGUUGUGUAUAUACGUUGAGUUUAUUUAUAUAAAGAUUUGAAGUUUGUAAAUAACGUUUUUGGAAGUUUAUCUCGAGAAAAUUAUGAACAUUUUUUAUUAAAUUUGUUAUACUUCCUUUCUUCUCUUAAUUGUCCUCUUUUUCAUCCUUUGUACUCUUUAUCAUCCUGUUUGACCUUUUCAUCCUCUUUUUCAUCCUCUUUUCGCUUUUUCCACUUUUUUUUCCUCCCUUUUUUCAUCUUUUUUCAUUCUCUUUUUUCAGCUUUUUUCAUCUUUUUUCAUUCUUGUUUUCAUCUUUUUACAUCUUUUUUUCAUCCUUCAUCCUUUUUUCCGCUUCAUCCUCUUUUUUUCAUCUUUUUCUUCCCUUUUUUUCAUCUUUUUCUUCCCCUUUUUUUUUUUCAUCUUUCAUCCUCCUCCUCUUUGACCUCUUGAUCCUCCUUGUUCGCCCACGCGUUUGGCUGUGCAUUUAAAUAACGUAGUUUUAUAAUGAUUGACGUGAUAUAUUCUCUGUCUCGUGUGCCUGUGUUUACCGAGGAAGAGUUUGGAAGUUAUUAAAGUGUUAGUGUUUUGUGCCAUACGUUGUGAAUUGUUUCCGCAACUUCUGGUGAAUUCUCGAGUAAAUUAUGAAGCAAG